CAUUGUAUUCCGUUUAUAUUUACAUCUAACACAAUUUCUCAACUCAUAUGGAAACGGGGUUUGUAUAUACAUAUAUAUACAUAAUAUAUGUAAAUAAUAAAUGAAGUGUGUAAAUAAUCCAAACUAUGUGUGUGGUGUGCGACUAUGUGUGGAAAUGACCUGUAGUGUGUUACCAGAGGUGUUGAGCGAGGGGCAGGCUGGCUCGGAGGUCCGUGAGAACAGGUAGGAAGUCGGGGGCAAUAGUGAGGCGUCAAAGUCCGUGUCCAGGCGGGAGGUGGAGAUCCAAAAGAGGCAGCCAAAGAACCAGAGGGGAACACAGGGAGAUACUGUUGCUAUGGCAUCCUCUGUAGAUCGGUUUGCUCUAUAUUGUGAGGAUCGAGUGUAGGUGGUAUGAUAGCAGUGAUAUGGCUUCGGACCAGUUUCUCCAAACACUUCAUGAUGGUUGGUGUAAGCGCUACUGGCCGGUAGUCAUUUGGGCUGCUGGCGUUUACCUUCUUUGGUAGGGGGAUUAUUGUGGAGGACUUUAGGCAAGGUGGAAUCACAGCCUGUAAUAGGGACUGGUUGAAUAUCUUAGUAAAGACAUCAGCCAGUUGGUCCGCACAGUCCUUCAGAACCCUUCCUGUCACGCCAUCUGGUCCUGCCGCUUUCCUUGGGUUUACAGCUUGCAGUGUGCGCCUGACUUCCUGCACCUGCCAGCUGAAGUUUUGUGCCGAGUUUGAAAUUUGGUGGAGGAGGAAUUAUGGUGUGGGGUUGUUUUUCAGGAGUUGGGCUUGGCCCCUUAGUUCAAAUUAAAGGAACUUUGAAUGCUCCAGGAUACCAAAACAUUUUGGACAAUUCCAUGCUCCCAACCUUGUGGGAACUGUUUGGAGCGAGCCCCUUCCUCUUCCAACAUGACGAGGUCCAUAAAGACAUGGAUGACAGAGUCUGGUGCGGAUGAACUUGACUGGCCUGCACAGAGUCCUGACCUGAACUCGAUCGAACACCUUUGGGAUGAAUUAGAACAGAGACUGAGAGCCAGGCCUUCUCGACCAUCCUCACCAAUGCGCUUUUGGAAUGGUCGAAAAUUCCUAUAAACACACUCUGCAACCUUGUGGACAGCCUUCUCUGAAGAGUUGAAACUGUAAUAGCUGCAAAAGGUGGACAUACAUCAUAUUGAACCCUUUGGGUUAGGAAUGGGAUGGCACUUCAAGUUCAUAUUUGAGUCAAGGCAGGUGGCCAAAUACUUUUGUCAGUAUAGUGUAUCUCGUAUCUAAAUAUAUGAUAGCAUUCAAAAAUGUUUUUGUCCUUUCCAGCUAUUCUGUGUGUGACCAACAAAUACUUUUACUUUUAGCAGCUAAAAAUUGGUAGAAACUAAGCAAUAAAUAUGUGAGGGCAAAAAUACAUCUGUCCACUUAUUUGUGAAUUGUUAUUAAUGCAAGCUAAGUUAUGUUUCCAACUGCUGCAUAUUGCAUGCUUUUUGUGUUAUAAAGUGGUAAUUAAUCCCCCGUCAGUGAUGUAAUGUACUAUCGAUCCUUCACUGGCAUCUGACUUUCAGUAAAUGGGAGGUCUGGCAGCCUGCUCACUGACAUCAUGCAAAUAUAAUCUUGAAAGGAAUGAGACAGCAGAAACAGAAGCUAUUCCAUCCUGUUACCUGCUAGCAGACCCAGCCUCUCUGCCCCGUAGCCUUGCCUCCGCGAUGGCGGCGACAGGAGGGUCUCAGCUGAUUCAAAACCUGACCUUAAGUGCGAGCGGCGCCAUAAAGCUUCUUUCUCUUUCGCCCACUUUCCAGCAUGUCGCCUGGAUCAGACACAACAUCCGCAAGAUGGAGUGUUGCUUCUUCACAAAAGGUGCCAGAGAGGACGUGUGCAUGUGCGGCUACGGGAAGAGCGAGCAUGCGCCCGAGGCCGUCAACGAGGACGACUUCAGCGGCGAAGCGUGGGACGGACACAGACAUGUCCGUGAAGUACCCACAGACGCUUUCGGGGACAUCAGCUUCGGUGGUUUGAGGCAGAUGACGACCAAGUAUGCCCGAGUGUCCACUGAGACCAGUCCUGAGGUCCUCUACCAGUUACUGACUGAACAGUGGAAACUGUCUCCUCCCAACUUGUUGAUCUCAGUGACCGGAGGAGCCAAGAACUUCUAUCUGAAGACACGGCUCAAGAACGUCUUCCAAAGGGGUCUCAUCAAAGUGGCCCAGACAACAGGUGCAUGGAUCAUCACAGGUGGCACCAACACGGGUGUCAUGAAGCAUGUCGGGCAGGCGGUGAGGGAUUACUCUCUGAGCAGCUCCAUGCAGGGCCAGAUUGUGACCAUCGGAGUAGCGACAUGGGGAGUUAUUAACAAUAGAGACGUUUUGGUGAAUUCACAGGGUUGUUUCCCCGCCCAUUACUCGAUGGAUGUCAAGAGUCGAAUGCCGUGCCUUGAUAACAAUCACACUCACUUCCUGCUGGUGGACGACGGGACACUCGGCCACUAUGGCGUUGAGAUUGAUCUGCGGAGUCGAUUGGAGAAGUGCAUCUCCGGAAAGUCUCUUGGAAACAAAGAUGGUGAAGUGACCAUCCCUGUGGUGUGUGUGGUAUUGGACGGAGGAGCAGGCACUCUCAGUACCAUCUACACAGCCAUGCUCAACGACACACCCUGCGUGGUGUUAGAGGGCUCGGGAAGAAUGGCUGACGUGAUCGCCCACGCGGCAGGACUACCUGUGAGCCAGGUGACCAUCAGUCUCAUCCAUCGACUGCUGAAGAAGUUCCUCAGCCACGAGUAUGACAACUUCUCCGACCUCCAGAUCAUCGAGUGGACCAAAAAAAUUCAGGACAUCAUCAGGAUGUCUCACCUGCUGACGGUGUUCAGAGGAGGCGGGGACAGUCAUGGAGACGUGGAUGUGGCCAUUCUGCAGGCACUCUUCAAAGCUUCGAGGGCCAGUGAGUCACAAAACGUAGAGGGCUGGAGGAGGCAGUUGGAGCUGGCUAUUGUCUGGAACCGAGUGGACAUAGCCACCACUGAGAUAUUCACUGACGAAAGCCAAUGGAAGUCCGAUGCCCUCCAUUGGGCCAUGUUCUCGGCCCUGGCAGGCAACAAGCCCCAGUUUGUGAGUCUCCUGCUGGAGAACGGCGUGAAUCUAGGGGAGUUCCUGCAAAGCGAGAACACACUGUGUGACCUCUACAAAAAGCUGCCCAGUUGCUUCUUCCUCCGUAAGCUGGCCCAACGGGUCCACAGGUCCUGCUGUCAGAAGAGGAAGGUGUUUGUCAUUAAAAACCGGGUACAGGCGGGACCAAGUGAGGGCAUCUGCUUGAAAUACGUGUCUGAUGAGGUGCGGCACCUGCUGGGCAACUUCACCCAGCCCAUCUACCCUCCGCCUACCAUUACGUACCAGUUCAACAUGGAGGAUGGAACAUCGCUGUCAAGAAGUCUGUCAGGUUCCCAAGCGCCCCUCAGGAUGGACCUUGCUGAGGCCCAGAGAGAUCCCGCUAGAGACAUUUUUCUUUGGGCAGUUGUGCAGAACAAUAAGGAGCUGGCAGACAUUGCCUGGGAGCAGUGCACAGACUGCAUGUCCGCUGCUCUGGCUGCAUGUAAGAUCUUAAAGAAAAUGGCGGAGGAAGAAAGUGAUGCGGACGAAGCCGUCGAGAUGCGAGAGCUGGCCUUUCACUACGAGAGACAAGCUAUUGGUGUGUUCACGCAGUGCUACAGCAGCGGUGAGGAACGGGCGAAAAAGCUGCUGGUUCGCGUGUCGCCAUUGUGGGGGAGGACAACCUGCCUGCGGUUGGCACUGGCUGCCAACUGUAAAAGCUUUGUGGCUCUGUCAGGUGUCCAGGCCCUGUUGACUGAGAUCUGGUGUGGGGAGCUUUCAGUGGCCAAUCCUGUGUGGAGAGUGAUGCUCUGCAUGAUAUGCUUUCCACUCAUCUACACUGGCUUUCUAACAUACAGACGCGAUGAGUUAAUCCAAAGGGAAGUUGAAAAAAACGAAGCGAUAAAGACAGUCGAGAGUGUCACAGGAAGUGCGCUGACAACCAAAGCUAAGAGCUUUGACCUCACCACUAUGACGUCUCUGAAUUGCUGGACCAGACUGACUGGCCUGUACGGUUCACCACAGGUCAAGUUUUACUGGAAUAUUGUCUUCUAUUUCGCCUUCCUCUUCCUGUUUGCGGCAGUGCUGAUGAUGGACUUCCAGGCCACUCCCUCUCCUAUGGAGAUCCUACUGUACGUGUGGCUCUUCUCUGUGGUGUGCGAGGAGGUCCGGCAGCUGUUUUAUGACCCAGAUGGAUUUGGGUUCCAUAAGAAAGCCAGGGUGUACAUUAGAGAACUGUGGAACAUUUUAGACGUUUUAUCCAUUGUCCUCUUUAUUAUUGGCCUUGUGCUUAGGCUAACAGAUAGGCUGUUUUAUCCUGGCAAGUACAUCCUUUGCAUCGAUUUUGUGGUCUUCUGCCUGCGUCUCAUGGCCAUCUUCACCAUCAGUCGAACACUUGGACCUAAGAUCAUCAUUGUCAGGAGAAUGAUGAUGGACAUGUUCUUCUUCAUGUUCCUGCUGAGUAUCUGGGUGGUGGCGUACGGCGUGGCCAAACAAGGCAUCCUGAUCCACAAUGAUGAUCGUCUGGAAUGGAUCAUCCGGGGGGCUGUUUAUGAGCCGUACCUCACCAUAUUUGGCGACUUCCCCACAAACAUUGAUCAUACUGCAUUCAAUAUAGACGAAUGCACCAUGAAUGGCAGUGAGCCCUUGAAGCCCAAAUGUCCUGUGCUGAAUGAAAACGAAACUCCAGCCUUCCCCGAGUGGCUCACCAUCAUCAUGCUAUGUGUCUACCUCCUCUUCGCCAACAUCCUGCUGCUCAACCUGCUGAUCGCCAUCUUCAACUUCACAUUCCAGGAAGUGCAGGACAAUACCGACCGGAUAUGGAAGUUCCAGAGAUAUGAGCUUAUCAAGGAGUACAACAGCCGCCCUGCUGCCCCACCACCUUUCAUCAUCCUCAGCCACCUUUACCUCUUCUUAAGGAAUGUGUUGCUGUGCAGACCAACCCUUAAAUCCAAGAAGUUUAGGACCGAGCUUCCUCACAAUGAAGAAGAGGAGCUGCUGUCGUGGGAGGCCUUGAUGAAGGAUAAAUACCUGCUGUCCAACCAGCAGCAGCAGACUGAGAUGAUGGAGCAAUGUAUAGUGGACACAGCACAAAAAAUUGCCACCAUAACUGAUAGGCUGGAGCGGGAAGAGGAAAUGAGCACUGCUAUCUUGAUGAAACGGAUGGCCCGACUGGAGGAGCAGGUCGUCCAGUCAGCCAAAAGCCUGCAGUGGAUUAUGGACAGUCUCAAAUCAAAGGGUCUCGCUGUGAAAGAAGAGCAACCAAUCGCCGUACUUACAGCAGCGAAGGAUUCGUCCGAAAUGUCGGUGAACGAAGCAGAUGGGUACCACGUCAACGCCCGCCAGUUCCAUUACCCCGGCAGCAAAGUCACUCGCUUCCCCGUGCCUGAGGAGAAGGUGCCGUGGGAGGUCAGCUUCAGCUCAUACAUGCCUUCUUAUUAUUGCUCAGAGGACAAAGGAGACAGUGUGGAUAGAUCAGAAUCCAUCUUGGGCAAUUACAGAAACCCUGGAGGGAGGACCGGCAUCAGGGGUCAAGGUUCACUUGACAAUUUGGGUCCAAAUCUGCAUGUAGACCUUGUGAUUACACGUGUGCGAGACAGUGGACGGUCUGUUUUGGAGUUUUUGGCUGUUGUAGAUGAGCAGCAACAGACCCUGUUUCUACCUGGGGGACCGGUCCAAUCUGUGGAUCGGCUGCCGGUGGCUCUGAUGAGAAUCAUAGGCAAGAACCUGUAUGAACAAUUACUUGAAAAAAUUGCUGAGGGAACACCGGUGUUUGAGGGUUACGUGGACGACAUCAGGAACACAGAUAACGCCUGGGUGGAAACCACAGUCCUCGACCUUCACCUGGACCCGAGCGAUGAUUCCGAGGAUAUCAUCGACAUGGUGAGAGUGCAUCUGCUUGCCACAAGAUCACAUUUUUUACAAGGCGGAUACAGCAAGUGGCGUGCAUCCAUGGCUCUCUACAGUGGCUGGAGGUCAGCAGCAAAACCAGACUUUGUUCUGAGCAUAGUGACUCACUGAGGCGGGUCGCCAUGCGGCAUAAUAUGAACUCCUAAUUGUACCUCGCGGUGGAGCUACAGCCGUGGGUCGACGUUUCCUCGGGCAUGCCGUUUUCCUCAAAGAUUACACUCUGUUGCACUCAAAGCACUUAAGUCACAUUAUUACAUUCUGCUGCUGCUCACUAUCAAGUUAUUGAAAGCAUGAACAAUCUCCAGGUACACUAUAUUGCCAAAAGUAUUUGGCCACCCAUCCAAAUGAUCAGAAUCAGGUGUCCUAAUCACUUGGCCCGGCCACAGGUGUAUAAAAUCAAGCACUUAGGUAUGGAGACUGUUUCUACAAACAUUUGUGAAAGAAUGGGCCGCUCUGAGUGGUUUCCAGCGUGGAACUGUCAUAGGAUGCCACCUGUGCAACAAAUCCAGUGGUGAAAUUUCCUCGCUCCUAAAUACUCCAAAGUCAACUGUCGGCUUUAUUAUAAGAAAAUGGAAGAGUUUGGGAACAACAGCAACUCAGCCACCAAGUGGUAGGCCACGUAAACUGACAGAGAGGGGUCAGCGGAUGCUGAAGCGCAUAGUGCAAAGACUUUCUGCGCAGUCAGUUGUUACAGAGCUCCAAACUUCAUGAGACCUUCCAAUUAGCCCACGUACAGUACGUAGAGAGCUUCAUAGAAUGGGUUUCCAUGGCCGAGCAGCUGCAUCUAAGCCAUACAUCACCAAGUCCUAUGCAAAGCGUGGGAUGCAGUGGUGUAAAGCACGUCGCCACUGGACUCUCGAGCAGUGGAGACGCCUUCUCUGGAGUGAUGAAUCACGCUUUUCCAUCUGGCAAUCUGAUGGACGCGUCUGGGUUUGGAGGUUGCCAGGAGAACGGUACAUUUCGGAAUGCAUUGUGCCGAGUGUGAAAUUUGGUGGAGGAGGAAUUAUGGUGUGGGGUUGUUUUUCAGGAGUUGGGCUUGGCCCCUUAGUUCCAGUGAAAGGAACUUUGAAUGCUCCAAAAUACCAAAACAUUUUGGACAAUUCCAUGCUCCCAACCUUGUGGGAACAGUUUGGAGCGGACCCCUUCCUCUUCCCACAUGACUGAGCACCAGUGCACAAAGCAAGGUCCAUAAAGACAUGGAUGACAGAGUCUGGUGUGGAUGAACUUGACUGGCCUGCACACAGUCCUGACCCGAUAGAAUACAUUUGGGAUGAAUUAGAAUGGAGACUGAGAGCCAGGCCUUCUCAACCGGUCGAAAAUUCAUAUAAACACACUCUGCAACCUUGUGGACGGCCUUCCCAGAAGAGUUGAAGCUGUAAUAGCUGCAAAAGGUGGACCAACGGCAUAUUGAACCCUAUGGGUUAGGAAUGAGAUGGCACUUCAAGUUCAUAUGUGAGACAAGGCAGGUGGCCAAAUACUUUUGGCAAUAUAGUGUAUGUUCUUUCUGCUUCAUGCUCCCAGGUCACUCCUUAACAUACAUCUCUCCGUUAACCAGAUGUCCAACAAUUUAUCACAACAGUAUCUUGGACAAUAUAAUAGCUGAAAAUGCGCAGCACUUUAAAUAAACAUACUUGCUGAAAGCCAUUUCCCUGGCUGCAGUGUUAGCAAUGGAAUGGAACAACAAUACUGUAUACAUGCACUGUGUAGUCAUAUGUUCCUCUGCAAAGGCAACCUGAAUGUUUACUCAGUAUUACUAUAAAAAUGAUUUUCUUCAAAUAAAGGGCCCCUUUGCACACCUUACCCUUAACAGAUGCCUGAUAGUCUUUGAUGCAUAUCUCUUUAUUGGAUUAUGUUAGAUUUUAGUGCGUGUGUGUGUGUGUGUGUGUUUGUGUGUGUUUGUGUGCGCUGACAGUUUGAA
This is a messenger RNA of Entelurus aequoreus (snake pipefish), 7871 nucleotides long. It is a transcript of the gene trpm2, whose product is annotated as transient receptor potential cation channel, subfamily M, member 2. Gene Ontology annotation, cellular component: membrane. NCBI's taxonomy places the organism in Eukaryota, Metazoa, Chordata, Actinopteri, Syngnathiformes, Syngnathidae. The transcript is spliced from 32 exons. The record is from RefSeq and is a predicted model, not a curated record. Gene Ontology annotation, biological process: calcium ion transmembrane transport. Bases 1538 to 6064 code for a protein of 1508 amino acids. Gene Ontology annotation, molecular function: ligand-gated calcium channel activity.